Schizosaccharomyces cryophilus OY26 is the source of this 1430-nucleotide messenger RNA. Its product is annotated as argininosuccinate synthase. NCBI's taxonomy places the organism in Eukaryota, Fungi, Ascomycota, Schizosaccharomycetes, Schizosaccharomycetales, Schizosaccharomycetaceae. The transcript has a single exon. Gene Ontology annotation, cellular component: cytoplasm. The record is from RefSeq and is a predicted model, not a curated record. Gene Ontology annotation, biological process: L-arginine biosynthetic process; urea cycle. The coding region runs from base 134 to 1366 and encodes 410 amino acids. Gene Ontology annotation, molecular function: argininosuccinate synthase activity; ATP binding.
GCAUCCUUAUAUUCCUUAUUGCAUCUUCUUAAUCACCAAGUCAAAUCAGUUUGACUGUCACCUAUUUAACCUACUCAGACACUAGAUCUUAUUUUUUUUGUUUUUCUUUCUACACAAUACUAUUGAAGCAAAAAUGCCUGAAGACGUUAAACGUUGCGUUCUUGCCUACUCUGGCGGCUUGGAUACCUCUUGUAUUCUUGCCUGGCUUAUUGAACAAGGAUGGGAGGUGAUUUGCUACAUGGCUAACGUUGGUCAAGAAGAAGAUUGGGAAACAGCCCGUCAAAAGGCUUUAGGUGUGGGAGCCAAGAAGGUUUACAUUGAAGACUUACGUGAUGAAUUUAUCCAUGACACUGUCCUUCCUGCCGCAAAGUGCAACGCUAUCUAUGAAAACGUCUACCUUUUGGGCACAUCUCUUGCACGCCCUAUCAUUGCCCGUCGUCAAAUCCAGAUUGCUGAGAAAGAAAACUGCAUUGCUGUCUCUCACGGCUGCACUGGUAAAGGCAACGAUCAAGUUCGUUUUGAGCUUGCCUACUACGCUUUGAAGCCCGAUAUUGAAGUUAUCGCUCCCUGGCGUCUCCCCGUUUUCUUUGAUCGUUUUGCUGGACGUACUGAUUUGUUGAACUAUGCUGCUGAGAAGGGCAUCCCUGUUACUCAAACUACUAAGAAACCAUGGUCAAUGGACGAAAACAUCGUUCAUUGCUCCUAUGAAGCUGGUAUUCUUGAAGAUCCCAGUCUUGCUCCUCCCGCUGACAUGUGGACCCUCACUGUUGAUCCUAAGGACGCUCCUGAUGAGGAGGAGGAACUCGCUGUUCAUUUCGAAAAGGGUAAUCCCUGUAAGUUAGAAUGCAAGGACGGUGUCUUUUCCGACGUUGUUAAAAUCUUCCAUCAAUUAAAUACCAUUGCUCGCCGCAAUGGCGUUGGCCGUAUCGACAUCGUCGAAAACCGUUUUUCUGGCUUGAAGAGCCGUGGCUGUUAUGAAACCCCUGGCUUGACCAUUCUUCGUUCCGCCCACAUGGAUUUGGAAGGGUUGACCAUGGAACGUGAAGUCCGUGCUUUGCGUGACCAAUUCGUUACUUUCAACCUUUCCAAGAUUCUCUACAACGGUCAAUACUUCUCUCCCUGCACUCGUAUGCUUUUAGCUGCCAAUGACGUUUCUCAAGAAGUUGUUAAUGGUGUUGUUAAGCUUGCCGUCUACAAGGGUAAUGUCAGCGUCCGUGGACGUAAGUCUGAUACCGCUCGUCUUUACGACGAGAAGCUUGCUUCUAUGGAUGAACUUGGUGGUUUUGAUCCUACCUGGACUUCUGGUUUCAUUCAAAUCGAAUCUAUUCGCUUACGCAACUCUGAUGAAGGCAAGUACUGGCUCUAAACGUUUUUCUAUAUAAUUAUUCGUAGUUUUAAUACCGAAUAGAAUUACUGUUUUUGCGUAAACG